This is a messenger RNA of Rhodotorula graminis WP1, 3811 nucleotides long. RefSeq lists its product as uncharacterized. The transcript is spliced from 12 exons. Gene Ontology annotation, biological process: mRNA splicing, via spliceosome. The record is from RefSeq and is a predicted model, not a curated record. Gene Ontology annotation, molecular function: U2 snRNA binding; protein binding. Lineage: Eukaryota; Fungi; Basidiomycota; Microbotryomycetes; Sporidiobolales; Sporidiobolaceae. Gene Ontology annotation, cellular component: U2 snRNP; nucleus. The coding region runs from base 1 to 3633 and encodes 1210 amino acids.
AUGGUCCACCUCUACAACCAGUCGCUCCUCGCGUCGAGCGCCAUCUCGCUCGCCUGCGUCGGCAACUUCAGCGGCACAAAGCAGCAGGAGAUUGCCCUCGUGCGCGGUGCAGAGCGCAUCGAACUCGUCCGCGUCGACCCCAACACGGGCAAGCUCGAGUCGAUCGUCGAGCACAACGUCUUUGCCCAGAUCCGCUCCCUCUCGUCCUUCAAGCUGACCGGCGGCACCAAAGACUACCUCAUCGUCGGGUCCGACUCUGGGCGGAUAGUCGUCCUCGAGUACGAGCCGGACAACAACUCGUUCAACAAGCUCCACCAGGAGACGUACGGCCGGUCCGGCUCGCGCCGCAUCGUCCCCGGCCAGUACCUCGCCGCCGACCCAAAGGGCCGCGCCGUCAUGAUCGCCGCCAUGGAGAAGAGCAAGCUCGUCUACAUCCUCAACCGCGACGCCGCCGCCAACUUGACCAUCUCGUCGCCGCUCGAGGCGCACAAGCCGCGCGCCAUCAUUCACUCGAUCGUCGGCGUCGACGUCGGCUUCGAGAACCCCAUGUUUGCCGCCCUCGAGGUCGACUACACCGAGGCCGACCAGGACCCGUCCGGCGCAGCGUUCGAGGCGACCGAGAAGAUGUUGACGUACUACGAGCUCGACUUGGGCCUGAACCACGUCGUGCGGAAAUGGAGCGAGGCGACCGACCCGAGGGCGAACCUCCUCGUGCAGGUACCCGGUGGGCAGAACGCCGUGACGGACAAGUUUGACGGCCCGUCGGGCGUCCUCGUGUGCUGCGAGAACUACAUCAUCUACAAGCACCAGGGCGCGCGGGAACACCGCAUCCCGAUCCCGAGGCGGGCGCAUCCGCUCCAGGACCCGAACCGCGACGUCAUCAUCACGUCGGCCGUCAUGCACAAGAUGAGGGGCGCCUUCUUCUUCCUGUUGCAGAGCGAGGAGGGUGACCUGUUCAAGGUGACGAUCGAGCACGAGGAGGAGGAGGUGACGUCGCUCAAGAUCAAGUACUUCGACACGGUCCCGGUCGCCUCGUCGCUGUGCAUCCUCAAGUCGGGCUUCCUCUUUGUCGCGUCCGAGUUUGGCAACCCGCGCCUGUACCAGUUCGAGAAGCUCGGCGACGACGACGCCGAGACCGAGUUUGCCUCGACCGACUACGACAACUGCGGCGUCGGCCCGGACCCGCUCCCCGUCGCCCUGUUCCGCCCGCGCGCGCUCGACAACCUCGCCAUCGCCGACGAGCUCGAGUCGCUCGCGGCCAUCCUCGACGCCAAAGUCGCCAACUACCUCGGCGAGGACACGCCCCAGGUGUACGCCGCGUGCGGUCGCGGCGCGAGGAGCUCGGUGCGCAUCUUGCGCCAGGGGCUCGAGGUGCUCGAGGCCGUCAGCUCCGAGCUGCCUGGAGCGCCGAUCGCCGUGUGGACGACCAAGCUGCGACGAGACGACCAGUACGACGCCUACAUCGUCCUGUCGUUCGUCAACGGCACGCUCGUCCUGUCGAUCGGCGACACGAUCGAGGAGGUGUCGGACACGGGCUUCCUCUCGUCGGCGCCGACGCUCGGCGUGCAGCAGCUCGGCGACGACGCCCUGCUCCAGAUCCACCCGCGCGGGAUCCGCCACAUCCUCGCCGACAAGCGCGUCAACGAGUGGAAGGUCAACCAGGGCGAGACGAUCGUGUGCGCGACGACCAACAGCCGCCAGGUCGUCAUUGGCCUCUCGAGCGGCGAGAUCGUCUACUUUGAGCUCGACCUCGAGGGCCAGUUGAACGAGUUCCAGGAGCGCAAGGCCAUGGGCGCCGAGAUCCUUGCCCUGAGCGUCGCAGAGGUGCCCGAGGGCAGGCUCCGGACACCUUACCUCGCCGUCGGCUGCGCCGACCAGACCGUGCGCAUCAUCUCGCUCGACCCGGAGAACACGCUCGACUCGCUGUCGCUCCAGGCCCUCACGGCGCCGCCGUCGUCGAUCGUCAUGGCCGACAUUGUCGACGCGAGCAUCGACAAGCACCACACGACCCUGUUUGUCAACAUUGGCCUCCAGAACGGCGUCCUGUUGCGCACGGUCCUCGACCCGCUGUCGGGCAGCCUCGGCGACACUCGGACGCGGUUCCUCGGCUCUCGGCCCGUCAAGCUCGCGCGCGUCCCCGUGCAGGGCUCGCCGGCCAUCCUCGCCCUGUCGUCCCGGCCGUGGCUCAACUACGCGUACCGCGGCAUCCUCCAGUUCACGCCCCUCAUCUUUGACGCGCUCGACCACGCGUGGAGCUUCUCGGCCGAGUUGUGCCCCGAGGGCUUGAUCGGCAUCGUCGGCAACAGCCUGCGCAUCUUCACGUUCCCUCGACUGGGUCAGAAGGUCCAGCAGACCGUCAUCGACCUGUCGUACACGCCCCGGCAGCUCCUCACGUCGCCCUACUCGCGCCUCCUGUACACGGUCGAGGCCGACCACCGCACGUUCGGCGCACCCGCAGCGCAGAAGGCGAUCGCCGACUUGCGGGCGGCCGAGAUCGAGGUGGACGACGAAGCGCUCGAGCUCGAUCCGAGGGAGUUUGGGCUGCCGCGAGCGCCGGCGGGCACGUGGGGGUCCUGCCUGCGAGUGAUCGACCCUGUCACGGCCGACACGAUCUUCAAGCUCGACCUCGACGACAACGAAGCGGCCUUCUCGGCCGCGCUCGUCUCGUUCCACACGCAGCCGACCGACGUCUUCCUCGUCGUCGGCACGGGCCAGGACGUGACGCUCGCGCCCCGAGCGUGCAAGCAGGCGUACCUGCACACGUACCGCGUCGUCGACGAGGGCCGGGCGCUCGAGUUGCUGCACAAGACCGAGGUCGACGAGGUGCCCAAGGCGCUCCUCGCGUUCCAGGGCCGGCUCGUCGCCGGCGUCGGCAAGGCGCUGCGGCUGUACGACCUCGGCAAGAAGAAGCUGUUGCGCAAGUCGGAGAACAAGUCGUUCGCGUCGAUGAUCAUGACGCUCAACACCCAGGGCAGCCGCAUCAUUGUCGGCGACGCGCAAGAGUCGAUCUACUUUGCCGUGUACAAGGCGCCCGAGAACCGGCUCCUUGUCUUUGCCGACGACACGUCGCCGCGGUGGACGACGGCGUCCAUCAUGGUCGACUACGAGACGGUCGCGGCGGGCGACAAGUUUGGGAACCUGUUCGUCAACCGGUUGCCCAAGGGCGUGAGCGGCGACGUCGACGACGACCCGACGGGCGCCGGCAUCCUGCACGAGAAGCCGUACCUCAUGGGCGCGCCGCACCGCACCCAGCUCCUCGCGCACUACCACGUCGGCGACAUCGUCACGUCGCUGCACAAGGUGGCGCUCGUCGCCGGCGGGCGCGACGUCCUCCUCUUUACGGGCCUCAUGGGCACGGUCGGCACGCUCGUCCCCUUUGUCUCGUCCGAGGACGUCGACUUUUUCAGCACGCUCGAGAUGCACCUCCGGGCCGAGGCCCCCUCGCUCGCCGGGCGCGACCACCUCGCGUACCGCGGCGCGUACGCCCCGGUCAAGGCUGUCGUCGACGGCGACCUGUGCGAGGUGUUCCGCACCCUGCCGAUGACCAAGCAGGCGCAGAUUGCGCAGGAGCUCGAUCGGACGGUCCAGGAGGUCAUCAAGAAGCUCGACAACGUCAAGGCGUCGGCGUGGUGAGCGAGCGAGGGGCGCGGUCUGCGGAGCGAGCAGAGCGGGCUGGCGAGCCAAGGAGCGGAUGGACGAGAGAGCAAGGGAGCGAGGGGAGCGAGGGCCGAGGACUUGGGAAGGUCCUCCUCAUCUUCUGUCUUGCUGCGACUCGCCGACGACGUGUAACCAUAGCUGUUCGUCUACAGUC